CCGGGAUGCGAGGGAGGGAGGAGCAGCAGCAGUAGUAGUAGUUUAAAUUAAUGUCAACCUGCCUCAGCGCCGGGAGAACAAACUCAGCGCAGAUAGCGAAAGUACAUGCUCAGCGCAACCUGCGAGCCGCUCUACAAACUUUAGCAUGGCACGGCGGCCGAGAAACAGUGUUUACAGUAGUGAGGAAGAUGAAGAGGAGACUGAGAUGUAUGAACAUGAUUAUGAUGGAUCACUGGCCAAGACAGGGAAACGCCACCUCGGCAAAACACGCUGGACACGAGAAGAGGAUGAGAAGUUGAAGAAACUUGUUGAGCUUCAUGGAUCAGAAGACUGGAAACUCAUUGCAAGCUUAUUAACUAAUCGUACAGAUGUGCAGUGUCAGCACAGGUGGCAGAAGGUGCUGAACCCAGAACUCAUCAAAGGGCCCUGGACUAAAGAAGAGGACCAGAGGGUGAUCGAGCUGGUCCAGAAGUACGGAGCCAAGCGCUGGUCGGUGAUCGCCAAGCACCUGAAGGGGCGGAUCGGCAAGCAGUGCCGCGAGCGCUGGCACAACCACCUGAACCCGGAGGUGAAGAAGACAUCGUGGACCGAGGAGGAGGACCGAAUCAUCUACCAGGCACACGAGAAGCUGGGCAAUCGCUGGGCCGAAAUCGCAAAGCUGCUCCCUGGCAGGACUGACAAUGCUAUAAAGAACCACUGGAACUCCACCAUGAGGCGGAAGGUGGAACAGGAGGGCUACCUUCAGAACACGUCAAAGAGCAGCAACUCCUCGCUCUCCAUCGGCCACGGCUACGUCAAGAGCGCCGGUCACAUCAUGGGUUUCCCCAACCACUCGCCCAAUCAAGCGCAGCUGCCUCCCUUGCCACCAAUCAACUACACCUACAUCUCCAACACACACAGAGUGCCCUUCCCCAUGGCCUUGCAUUUGAACAUCCUGAAUAUUCCUCAGCCUGGAACCGCUGCUAUACAGAGACACUAUAGUGAGGAGGACCCUGAGAAGGAGCAGAGGGUGAAAGAGAUCGAACUGCUGCUCAUGUCGACAGAAAAUGAGCUGAGAGGCCAGCCAUCACUACCAAUCAAUUUGCCCUAUCCAAGCUGGGCCAGCCAGAGCUCUUUGACCAGCAGUUCAGAGGGUGUGGCCAUGUCAUUACCUCAUCAUCACGCAGCCGCCCCCGCCCUGCCUCUCGACCAGAGCUGCCUACCAGAGGAGAGCGCCUCCGCAACACGUGCCCACAGCAACACCAGCAGCAACAAUAACAACAACAACAACAGCAACAGUCAUCACAGCAGCCCAGCGUUCUCAAAUCCUAUUCCAGAGUUCAUGGAAUCUGUUAUUGAUUCAGUAAGUAUCUGCAGCUCCAGCUUCUCCUCAGUGGGUGAGGCCAAAACAGACAGGGUCUUGCCCUAUCAGGGCCCAAGAACUGCUCAUGGAGCAUGGGCUACUUUCACCUGCUCAACUCCCAAGCCUUCAUCAGUCAGAAAUCUACCCUUUUCACCCUCACAGUUUCUCAACCAGUCAAUGAGCCCAGAACACUCCGACAACGACAGUUUACCAAUGAACUCACCUGUGGAGUCCAAGCCUCUGAUCGACCACUCUAUCAGGCCUCAGAAAGAGAAUGAAAUGUUCAGAACUCCAAACAUUUGUCGCUCCAUCCUGGAGUCAUCGCCUCGCACACCCACACCUUUCAGGUCAGCUCUGGCCAUGCAGGAAGCCAAGUAUGGGCCCCUCAAACUACUGAAUACCCCCCUGGAGCAGCAGAUGGUCACGUCCAUCAAACAGGAGCCAAUGGAGUGUGCCAUUGAGCAGCCUCCUCUGAAGAAGAUAAAACAAGAGGUGGAGUCCCCAUGUGAGAGGAGCCCAUGUAUGCAGUGGGAAGCACAAGACCUUCACACACAGCUCUUCUCCCCCAACGGCCCUGCACAGGAAGUACCUGACCUACUUACAAGCUCACUACUGAGUGAAGAAGGACACAAAACCUACCACCUCCCUCGCAGAGGCAUGGGCAGCCCACUACAGCAGCUCAGUUCCUGGGAGCAGGCAACCUGUGGGAAAACAGAGGAGCACAUUUUGGCCUCGGAGCAGAGCCACAAGUACAUCAACACUUACCCUACGAGGACACUGGUCAUGUAGACAGAGACACAUGUUGAUCCGGAGACAUCAACAUUCCCUGUGCUGGACGCAGCGCGGCGGGUUUCAUAUUUGUUGUGGUACAACAGUUGGGAGAGGCUCUACGCCACUAGUGUUUUUACACUCACACUUGUUGGAUUUCAACCAACCAAAGACUCACUUUUUUGUUUUGUUUUUUAAAUAUCAUUUACAUAAAAUUUGCUUUGGGUUUUUAUAAAUGUUUGUCCUAUCAUUUGUUGGUCUCGUUAUUAUCAAUGUUGUAUUAUAAAUGGGAUAUGGUGGCUAUAUGAUUUGGGCUGUAUUAUUAAUUCCGAAUUUUGAUAUUAAUAUAAAGAACAAGUUGAUUAAUUUAUUUCUUUUGUUUUUAUGAUGACUCUGUUUAUGUUUUUUUUUUUUUUUUUUAAACAAUUGGCCAUUGGAGCAGUGUUGUAAGUUAAGUAUUUAAGCCCUAUUAGCAUUAUCAUUUAUACAAAGGCAUAUUCAUGAAUUCAAAACUGACCUCUGAAACUUCUUCUGUUUUGCCUUUUUUUUCAAUAGGAUAUAAUGGGUCUACUGAGAAUUUCAAGUGUUUGGUCUGUGCCACCUCAUGUAAACACUUAACUACUGAACAAGAACAGCUAUGUCUGUCCUUACGUCAUUAUUCAGCUAUGAACUAUAAUGUUUUUCACAAGCCAGCCUUAUUAGUAUUACCUGAUCACCACAUUGGCACCUUUAUUUCAAGAAAAUUUAACUGAACUGAAAAAAAAAAAAAAAUCAUUUCAGCUUUCAAUUUAUUUCUGGUCUUCACAGUAUCAUGUCUGAGGAAACAUUCAAUGAACAACCAAAUAUAUUUGUUAAAAAUUUAAGUAUAUUUAUAUACAGUAUAAUUAUACAUGAAAAAAUAUUAAAUGAGCUUUUAUGUUUGAAUCCUUGCGCUUUCACCCAGUAAGAGUAAGACCAAGCUGCACUUGAAUUUUAUAUUCUCCGUAAAAAAUCGAGAGUACUAAACACUGAUAUUUUAUAUUGUGCUGCAAACAAAAGCCCAGCUGAAACUUUUGUAUGGUUGUUGUUUCUAAACAUUUCUUUGAAUAGUUUUGUACUGUUUUAUAAUGCAUAUUCAAUCAGCAUUUUGUUUUCAUACUUCAUACAAGACUGCAGUAGCCCAUGUCAAACACUUAGCAAUCUUUUUUAUGCAUUUUAAUCUUCUUUUGAUACUAGCUUUUGAGCAAAUAUGAUUUUAUGAAAGCAUUUAUACAUGUCAAGUUUUGAUGUUUUUUUAUACUUUUUUAAACUGCCUAGUAAAUAAAGUGUGAUGUUUUAUUA
Messenger RNA from Lates calcarifer (barramundi perch), 3430 nucleotides. RefSeq names its product v-myb avian myeloblastosis viral oncogene homolog (gene myb). Gene Ontology annotation, cellular component: nucleus. The coding region runs from base 146 to 2131 and encodes 661 amino acids. Gene Ontology annotation, biological process: regulation of DNA-templated transcription. Gene Ontology annotation, molecular function: RNA polymerase II cis-regulatory region sequence-specific DNA binding; DNA-binding transcription factor activity, RNA polymerase II-specific. Lineage: Eukaryota; Metazoa; Chordata; Actinopteri; Centropomidae. The transcript has 16 exons. The record is from RefSeq and is a predicted model, not a curated record.